CACUUCUCCCGGGACAGCAGAGUGAGCGGCCGGUGACACUUGUGGCCCCACCUCCUCCAGUCCGGCUCAGUGCUGUAUCUACUGUACAGACCGGAGACCGAGCUCACGCAGGCGGUGCGGGACUGCUGCGGGACCUCUGCGUGUGCGGGAGCGUGUGUGAGAGAGAAAGUUUGACUGAGUGUGUGAGUGUGUGUGAGUGUGUGAGAGAGAGAGUGGAUAGAGGAGUCGCAGGAAACUACCGAGCAGCCAGAGAGACAGCCUGGUGUAUGUGAAUCCAGGCAUCCUGAUGUCCAUCAUGGCUGCGUAUCUGAGCCUCCUUAUGCUGGCUCUCAGUGUGUUCGGACAGGAGCUCCCAUCAGGCCCUCACGGCUGCACGGAAGGAAGCUGUUACCCUGCGACAGGAAACCUUCUGAUUGGACGAGCCAUUAACCUCACCGCCAGCUCUACAUGUGGCCUGGAAGGACCAGAGCACUACUGCAUCGUCAGCCAUCUGCAGGAGUCUGACAAGUGUUUCGAGUGUAACUCCCAGCACGUCUACGACCCGUACCGCCACAGAAACAGCCACCGCAUCCAGAACGUGAUCUACCUCAUGGACAGAAACGAAGAUAAAACCUGGUGGCAGUCUGUCAACGGACAGGAGGAUGUCAGCAUCAGGAUGAACCUAGAGGCCGAAUUCCACUUCACACAUCUCAUCAUGAAGUUCAAGACAUUCAGACCUGCAGCGAUGAUCAUCGAGCGCUCAGCUGACUUUGGUCGCACAUGGCGCCCGUAUCGUUACUUUGCCUCAAACUGUACCAGGAGCUUUCCAGGAAUCCCUGCUAAUGGCCUGAGCCACAUCAACGACGUCAUCUGUGAGGAACGCUACUCUGACAUCGAACCCUCCACGAACGGAGAGGUGAUUUAUAAAGUUUUGGAUCCUGCCAUUCAUGUGAAAGAUCCCUACAGCUUCGACAUUCAAGAACUUCUUCGUAUCACCAACCUGCGAAUCAACUUCACCAAACUGAACACACUGGGAGACGACCUGCUCGACCGUCGCUUCGACGUCCUGCAGAAAUAUUACUACGCCAUUUAUGAGCUGGUGGUCCGAGGGAGCUGCUUCUGUUAUGGACACGCCUCAGAGUGUGCACCAGUGCCAGGGGUCGAUGCUCGGGAGAACGGCAUGAUCCACGGCCGCUGUGUGUGCAAACAUAAUACAGAGGGUCUGAACUGUGAGCGCUGCAGAGAUUUCCACCACGACCUGCCAUGGAGACCAGCAGAGGCAGAGAACCCACACACCUGCAGAGAGUGCAACUGUAACGGACACUCAAACCAGUGUCACUUCGACAUGGCGGUGUAUUUGGCCACGGGCAACAUCAGUGGAGGAGUGUGUGACGACUGUCUGCACAACAGCAUGGGACGCAACUGUGAGAUGUGCAAACCUUUCUACUACCAAGACCCUCUGAGGGACAUCAGGGACCCCCGGGUGUGUGUUGCCUGUGACUGUGACCCAGUGGGCUCUUUGGAGGGGGGAGUGUGUGACAGUCACACUGACCUGGAUAUGGGGAUGAUCUCAGGACAGUGUCGCUGCAAAGUCAAUGUCAAAGGCACGCGGUGCGAUGACUGCAAGGAGGGAUAUUAUGGACUGAGCCAGAACGACCCACUGGGCUGUCAGCCUUGUAACUGUGACCCUCGUGGCAUCAUCAUGAUGGGAGCUCCCUGUGAUCAGAUCAGCGGGGACUGCUCAUGUAAAAGAUACGUGACUGGACGCUACUGUAACCAAUGUCUGCCGGAAUACUGGGGGCUCAGUAACGACCUGGCAGGCUGCAGACCAUGUGACUGUGACUUUGGUGGAGCCUUCAACAACAGGUGCAUGAUGGAGAACGGCCAGUGUGACUGCAGGAGGCAUCUGAUUGGUCGACAGUGUUCCGAGGUCCAGCCUGGGUACUUCUGUGCUCCGCUGGACUACUACAAAUACGAGGCUGAAGACUCCACCGGACACUCCCCUGGUGACUCUGCACUUCCUGGCAAAGUUCGUCCUCAGGCAGAGACCGACUGUGUGCAGCACCUCAGCAACCAGCUGAGGAGACACCGACGUCACCGUCGUGUCACCAACUCACAGCAACACCGUGCAGCUCUCAGACGAAUCCGCCAGCUUCAACAGACACCUGAUGUAAGGACGGUGUCCAGGGAACACACUCCCAGCCACAUGGUGUCGUGGUCAGGACCCGGUUUUGCCCGAGUUAAAGACGGCGCCGGCUUGGUGUUCACCAUCGACAACAUCCCCUACGCCAUGGAGUACAACAUCAUGAUCCGCUACGAACCUGAGUCCACAGAGGACUGGGAAGCCAUAGUCAGCAUCACAUCUGUAAUGCUGCCUUCUAGUCUCCGCUGUGGAAACCUCCUCCCAACUGAACAGCUCUACACAGUGACCCUCCCGCACAGAAACAGGUACAUCCAGAUGCCUCGGCCGUUCUGCUUCGAGCCCAGUAAUCGUUACAUCGUCGCCAUCAGGUUCCAACGCCACGGAGUCUCACACAGACAUCUCACCGCCUUCAUUCUUGUUGACUCGCUGGUUCUGAUCCCCAAAUACACCGAGCUUCCUGGUUUCCAAGGCACUGAGCCCGAGGCGGAGCAGCAUCGGGAGGAAAUGAUCCGCUACAUGUGUGUGGAUUCCUUCAUGAUCACACCGAUGCCCGCCCUGGCUGAGAUGUGCUCCAAACUUAUCUGCAGUAUUUCAUCCAUCAUUCAUGACGGCGCUCUGCCCUGUCAGUGCGACCCUCAGGGCUCCCUCAGUGGUGAGUGUGACAAAGUGGGCGGUCAGUGUCACUGUAAACCCAACGUGAUGGGGCAACGCUGCGACCAGUGUGCGCCUGGAACCUACGGUUUCGGAGUCAGCGGCUGUACAGCCUGUGACUGCCACCCUGAGGGCUCAUUGAGUAGCCAGUGUGACCCAGCAACCGGUCAGUGUCAGUGCCGGCAGGGAGCCACCGGCCGUCAGUGCUCAGACUGCCAACCAGGCCAGUGGGGCUUCCCGAGCUGCAGCCCCUGUCAGUGUAACGGCCACGCUGACCUCUGUGACCCCCGCACCGGGGAGUGUAACGACUGCAGGGACUACACAGCGGGACACCUCUGUGAACGUUGUGUGAAUGGGUUCUUUGGAAACCCCGUGCUUGGUUUAGGGGAGCACUGUCGGCCCUGUCCGUGUCCCGGUAACCCCGGCUCCGAUCAUUUUAACGGGCACUCCUGUCAGGCUGACCACACCUCCAACCAGAUCAUCUGCACCUGCAAACAAGGCUACGCAGAGCCGCGCUGUGACCGCUGUGCCCCCGGUUAUUACGGUGACCCUCAGCAGCCUGGUGGGCAGUGCCUUCCAUGCCAGUGCCAUGGUAACAUCGAUACCCAGGACCCUCAGUCAUGUGACCCCAGGACCGGACGAUGCCUCAAGUGUUUGUACUACACAGAUGGCCCGUCCUGUGCACAGUGUCAACACGGAUACUACGGGAAUGCUUUAGCCCAUGACUGCAGGCGUUGUACCUGUGUGUCAGCUGGUACCAUAAAGUCUGCAUGCAGUGAUGGACAGUGUCACUGUGACAGAGAGACCGGAGCCUGCCCCUGCAGGGAGAACGUGGCAGGUCAUAACUGUGACCAGUGUGCUCCCAACUACUGGAACUAUGGCCAGGACAGAGGCUGUGAGACCUGCGGCUGCGACCCACAACACGCUCUGGGGACUCACUGCAACAUGUUCACCGGCCAGUGUCACUGUCGUCCUGGGUUUGGAGGGAGACAGUGCACAGAGUGUGAGCAGUUUCACUGGGGUGACCCCAGGGUGCAGUGUCAAGAGUGUAACUGCCACCCCCUGGGCUCAGAGAUGGCUCAGUGCGACAGAGUAACGGGGGCGUGCGAGUGCAGGGAGGGAGCAGCUGGGCAGCGCUGCGAUGAAUGUGCUCGCGGCUUCACCGGCACCUUCCCCGGCUGCGUCCAGUGUCACCCGUGCUUCCAACUGUGGGAUGAUGCGGUGUGUCAGCUCAAACGGGACCUGGAUCACAUCCAGUAUGUCAUACAGAAGAUCCUGGAGAACGGGGUCACGCCUGGAGUCGGGGAGGACUCGCGCAUCAAAGAGCUGGAGAGGAAGCUGAAGCAGGUGAAGGAUCUGAUCAGCACAGAGGAUAGAGACAGGAUCUACCAUCUGAUUGGACAGAGCAUCGAUGACCUCAGGGCUGAGAUCGCCCUGACUGACGGGCGCCUCAUGAGCGUCUCUCGAGAACUAAACACAACAGCAGAAGAAGAAGCAACCCUGAGACAAACACUGAGUAAUCUAGAGAGAGAACUGAGAGACGUCAACAUGACUGUGGCUCACAAACAACGCCUGGUGGAGGACUACCUCACCUCAGGGUUUGCAGAUCAGUACGAGAAAGUGAAGAAGUUCUACCAGCAGUCAGUGGACGCUUAUCAGAAAUGCAAUGCCUCAGUGUCCGGUCCUUCCAGUCCUGUGGGACAGUCCAAAGAAACCCGCGCUGUCACUGAAAACCUGCUGGACGCCAAUAAAGACAAGUUCAACCGAGCCUUGGCCGCUCAGAACAAAUCCUUAAACGAGCUGCAGCAGAAAAGCCACGACCUGGAUAAGAAGGUCCACCACCUCAGUCACAAGGUGUGUGGCGGUCACAGCAAUUCCAGCACAGGUGGAAAUUGUACAGACAGCCGAUGUGGUGGAGCCGGUUGCAGAGACAGUAAAGGCAACAGAGUUUGUGGUGGUGAAGGUUGCAACGGGGCAGUCAGCACUUCAGUGUCAGCUCUGAAUCACGCCAGGGACGUCACCGACAGUCUGACGGCUGCCAACGAGGAGCUGCAGAACGUGGCCAGAAAGUUCCAGGAUAUCGCUGCUCUGACUCAGGAUGUAAAGAACCAGGCGAUGAACACGCUGGAAAAAGCCCAGAAGAAGAAGGACCAAUUUGAAAACAACAACAAGAAGCUCAAAGAUUUCAUUAAGAAGAUCAAAGACUUCCUCACUGAGGAGGGAGCAGAUCCAGAGAGCAUAGAGAAGGUCGCCCUGCAGGUCUUGUCCAUCACUCUGCCAGUCAACAGGACCACUCUGGACAAACUGAUCCUGCAGAUUAAGGACAGCCUCUCUAACCUCACCAACGUGGAGGGGAUCGUCAACCAAACGUCACAGCACAUCAACACAGCCAAGGAGCUGCUCAACAAAGCUAAAGACACCAAGAGCAAAGCAGAGAGCGUGAAGGAUGCAGCCAAAAAAACCAAACAGGCCCUGGAUGGAUCUGAGAAGGCCAUAGAGAAAGCAAAAGCAGGCCUGAAGGAGGCCCAGAACAACCUGAACAUCUCCAGGAACGCUACAACUGAGGUGGAUGACAGGCUGAAGCUGCUGGAGGAUAAGCAGAUGGACGUCAUGAUGCGUUUACAAAACCUCUCCAUUGGUGUUGAAGCUCUGAGGAAUAAGACGGAGCAGAACAGACAGAUGGCGAUGGACGCCAAAUCUCAGGCUGAGAACGCCACACUUGUAACGACCUCGCUGCAGCAGAGCCUGAAUGAAACAGAGAAGCGGUACCGGGAGCUGCAGAUGAAGGUGGACUCUCUUGGUGGGGAGACUGGAGGGGUGAUCAACGUCAACCAGAGAGCCAAGGAUAUCAAGAAGGAGGCAGAAGACCUCCUCAACAAAGCCAGCAAGGGGAUAGAACAGCUCCGGAAACUGGAGAAAAAGUUCAAGAAUAACGAGCAGCGGAUUCAGAAGCAGCGCACAGAGAUGGACCAGCUGAGAGAAAACGCUACAAUGGUUCGGGACGAGAUCCGGGAUCAGGUGCAGAAAUACAGCAACUGUGUGUGAGAAGGUGACCCCGGUUUAUCAUGUGCUGCUGUACUUCAGACCAGAGUUAUGACUGACCAGGACACCCUGGACAAUAAUAUGCUGCUUUGGUACCUCCAUUAUUUCACUGAUAUAUAUAAAGUUUUACACAUUACCUGUCAAGUGUUAUAUCCCAGGACUGCCUUCCUCUGUCCAUGUACUGUACCACAUGUUCACUCCCAGAUAUCAGACAGCUGCUGUAUGGUGUUUUUAAGCUAUAUGACAUCAGGUGGUUCACCUGUGAAGAGUAUUUUUCACUGUAUGAUGUGCCGAGAUAAAUGAUUUGUCGUGUUUAAUGAACAGAAGAAUAUAUAUCUGCGUAUAAUAUCAGACGUUUGUCAUUUUGACUAAAAGAGCGUUUAAUAUUUUA
This is a messenger RNA of Notolabrus celidotus (New Zealand spotty), 6206 nucleotides long. It is a transcript of the gene lamb2l, whose product is annotated as laminin, beta 2-like. Gene Ontology annotation, biological process: basement membrane assembly; substrate adhesion-dependent cell spreading; cell migration. The transcript is spliced from 35 exons. The record is from RefSeq and is a predicted model, not a curated record. Gene Ontology annotation, cellular component: laminin trimer. The coding region runs from base 287 to 5818 and encodes 1843 amino acids. Lineage: Eukaryota; Metazoa; Chordata; Actinopteri; Labriformes; Labridae. Gene Ontology annotation, molecular function: extracellular matrix structural constituent.